AUAUGUAGAGUGUGAAGGACGCAGGUUAAGCAGAAGAAGAGGAUUAUGGUGUCACGGUGCUCGGUGGCGGCGCUGCUGCUGGCGGUGGUGAUGCGUCUGAGCCGCGGGGGGGCGUUCACCUGCCCGCCGAUCUGCAGCUGCACCGCGGACACACUGAGCUGCACCGCGCAAACCGAGAGGAGAACCCGGGUACCAUCCUCCACCACUAGCACCAACCUAAGAUUAGCGCACCUGCCUUUGAAAGAAGUGCAAAGUGGAACAUUUCGAGGUCUCAUCAACGUGUCCAGAAUUGAAAUUUCUCAAAGUGACUCCAUCAGAAAAAUAAAAGGCGAGGCAUUUCUCUCGAUCCACAACGUUAUCGAAAUCUCAAUUCUGAACAUCAUUCACCUGUCAGCUAUGGAAAAGGGUGCAUUCACAGAUCUGCCAAGACUGAGAUACCUGAGCAUCUGCAACACGGGAAUAAGGCAUUUCCCAGAUUUUUCUCGCAUCUCCUCACUGGGGCUGGAAUUCUUCCUGGACAUGGGAGACAACAUUCAGCUGAAUAACAUCCCAGCCAACGCGUUUCAAGGCAUAUCCAAGGCGGACAUGUACAUGAAUCUGGUCAGAAAUGGAUUUACCCAGAUCGAAUCUCACGCCUUCAACGGGACCAGACUGGAAAAGUUGAUUAUGAAAGACAACUGGCACCUCAUUAAAAUCCAUGAUGAUGCUUUUGAGGGAGCUGAAGGACCAACGUUGUUGGAUGUAUCAUCCACCGCUCUAAAAUCGCUCCCUACACGAGGACUGAGAGGGGUGAAGGUUCUCAUAGCGCGCUCUACACCUUCCCUAAAGACCCUCCCUCCACUUGAUAACCUCGCAGAGCUUCAGGAGGCCGACCUCACCUACCCAAGCCACUGCUGCGCCUUCCACACCUGGAAACGCAACAACAGGGAGACCGCUGUAUUUGACCGCUUUAAGAACCUGACCAUGCUGUGCAACAUGGAUGACCAAGCAAAUAACAUGGACCCAUCAGGUGACGAUCUUAACGACAUCAAUUUCCACUACCCCGAUCUGGAGUUGUGCGCCAGCAGUAGCUCCUUCAAGUGCACCCCGGAACCGGACGCCUUCAACCCUUGCGAGGACUUGCUGGGUCAUACCUUCCUGCGUGCCAUCACUUGGAUUGUCACUGUUUUCGCUCUCGUGGGAAACCUGGCAGUGCUGCUCGUUCUACUCCUGAGCCACCAGAAGCUGAGCGUCUCCCGGUUCCUCAUGUGCAACUUGGCCUUCGCGGAUCUGUGCAUGGGCUUCUAUUUGCUGCUUAUCGCCGUGGCGGACUAUCGCUCGCGUCAAGAGUACUACAACCACGCUACGGACUGGCAGACUGGCAUGGGAUGUGGGGUAGCUGGGUUCUUGACCGUCUUCGCAAGUGAACUGUCGAUCUAUACUCUCACCAUGAUUACCCUAGAGCGCUGGCACACCAUCACUCAUGCCAUGCAGAUGAGCAGGAGACUGAGGCUUCGCCACAUGGUCACCAUGAUGGCGAUUGGUUGGGGAUUUUCCUUUGUAAUCGCUCUGCUUCCUGUAGUUGGCGUCAGCAGCUACUCGAAGGUGAGCAUCUGCCUUCCGAUGGACAUUGAAACUCCGGUUUCGCAGGGUUACGUGGUGGCUGUGUUGGUCAUAAACGUGGCAGCCUUUUUAAUGGUCUGUUCCAGCUACGCCGGGAUAUACCUAAGCGUGCGCAACCCGAACGUACCGACACGUCACGGACACACGAGGAUGGCCAAACGAAUGGCGGUGCUCAUCUUUACGGACUUCCUGUGCAUGGCACCCAUCUCGUUCUUCGCCAUUUCCGCCGCUUUGCACAUGCCUCUCAUUUCGGUCUCCCAAUCCAAAAUCCUGCUCAUCCUUUUCUACCCAAUCAACUCGCUGUGCAACCCGUUUCUGUACACCAUAUUCACACGAGCCUUCCGCAGGGACAUGUGUCUGCUUUUAAGCCGAUGCGGUUGCUGCCACGCUCAAGCGGAGUUCUACAGAUCGCAGGGUCUCUUGGGGUUCACCUUGGCUCCCAGGAAGAAGAGAGUGAGGAAACCUCACUCGAAAAAUUUCCGAGCGUACCACGUCAAGCUGCAGGGAUGCAUCUUCAAUAAAGCUGCAACAUGAGCGUCGCGUUCCAAUCAACUGAAUGACUGACGGCCAGGCAGCAGUCUGGGAACGCUGUACAUACUGUGAAUAUAUCGUACAUACUGUGAAUGCUCUUUAUAUAUUUUAAUUUAUUAUUCGGAUUUGUGUCCUGGACUGUGAAGCCAUGUUCUAAACUGGAUUUUCCUCUGCAGAAAUUAAUAAUUAAAAAUUUAUAUUUGUGGUU
Molecule: messenger RNA, 2341 nt
Organism: Ictalurus punctatus (channel catfish)
Lineage: Eukaryota; Metazoa; Chordata; Actinopteri; Siluriformes; Ictaluridae
Product: luteinizing hormone receptor
Biological process (GO): male gonad development; follicle-stimulating hormone signaling pathway
Cellular component (GO): membrane
Molecular function (GO): thyroid-stimulating hormone receptor activity; follicle-stimulating hormone receptor activity
Source: RefSeq, marked provisional